AUGACAUUCAUAUCAAUAGAUAAUAUUCUAAACAUAUUAGCUUCAAAUGCUAAGUUUAUUAUGCUAAUAGAAUGUAUAAUUGCAUUCCUUGCUAGAAAGACUAGUCUAAUACCAUUGUAUAUAUUCCUCAUUACUAUUAAGAUUAUUAUACUUGGACAUUUCUGUGCUAAUUAUAACUUGCCAUUAAAAGAUUGGAAUCAUAUAAAUAAUAAAGAUAUUGCAUUAAUAACGGGUGGAUCAAAUGGAUUGGGUUUAGAAAUAGUAAAAGCAUUACUUAUGAAAAGGGUGACCGUUUAUGUAUUUGAUGUUACUCCGCCCUCAUUGGUUAAAGAAGAUGAGAAGUUAAUUUAUAUCAAAUGUGAUAUUGGAAAUGAAGAUGAAUUACAAUAUCAAACACAACGAAUAAUUCAAGAUUUAAAUAGCACCCAUAGACAUAUUUCAAUCUUGAUUAAUAAUGCAGGAAUAAGAGAUAACAAAUCAUUAUUAAACCUAAAAGAAUCAAGAAUUAAAUCGAUGUUUAAUGUGAAUAUAAUGUCACAAAUAUGGAUCCUUAGAAAUGUGGUUAAUAAUCAUCUUGAAUAUGUUCAAUUGCAAGACCCUACAGCAAGAUUAUUCGUUGUGACAGUUUCGUCAAUAUUGGGGACAUUAGCUCCAAAGAAUUUAUCAGUAUAUGCAGCAACUAAAGCAGCUUCAAUACUGUUACAUGAAGCAUUUGUACAAGAAUUAAAAGAAUACCAAAACACGAUUAGAUUAUUAUUGGUAACUACAGGACAAUUAGAUACUGGGAUGUUUAAAGAUGUUAUACCUUCAAAAGAAUUUUUUGCACCAAUUGUUAAUCAUAUUAAAUUAGCAAAUCAAAUUGUUGAAUAUAUUGAUAUUGGAUAUAGUGGAACUUUAUGUCAACCAUUUUACGCCAAUUUCUUACCAAUGGUUAGAACUUUCCCUACAAAUUUACAAGAAUUUUGUAGAAGGAUAUCUGAAAUGGAUGAAAAGAUUAAAGAUAGUUGA
Hemisphaericaspora subhashii is the source of this 1008-nucleotide messenger RNA. RefSeq lists its product as uncharacterized. Lineage: Eukaryota; Fungi; Ascomycota; Pichiomycetes; Serinales; Debaryomycetaceae. Bases 1 to 1008 code for a protein of 335 amino acids. Gene Ontology annotation, molecular function: oxidoreductase activity, acting on the CH-OH group of donors, NAD or NADP as acceptor. The transcript has 2 exons. The record is from RefSeq and is a predicted model, not a curated record.